Messenger RNA from Sphaeramia orbicularis (orbiculate cardinalfish), 1839 nucleotides. Its product is annotated as beta-1,3-galactosyltransferase 1-like. Gene Ontology annotation, cellular component: Golgi membrane. The transcript is spliced from 2 exons. Gene Ontology annotation, biological process: protein O-linked glycosylation. Gene Ontology annotation, molecular function: N-acetyl-beta-D-glucosaminide beta-(1,3)-galactosyltransferase activity. The record is from RefSeq and is a predicted model, not a curated record. The coding region runs from base 177 to 1484 and encodes 435 amino acids. NCBI's taxonomy places the organism in Eukaryota, Metazoa, Chordata, Actinopteri, Kurtiformes, Apogonidae.
GCGGCGGCGGCGGCACCUCAUUGGCCCCGAGGGAACAAACACAGGUGUGUGUCGAGGGCAGGUCGAUGCACACACAUGGAAACGGAGCAGAGCAAUGCACAGCGGAGACCUGGAGCAACACCACGGCAACCACCACCACCACGACCACCUGGAGACGCCCAUGACCCCAACACACCAUGAAGCUUCCAGACAGGCCACGCCUCCUGAGCGUCUUCACCCGCUAUGUUUGGAGGAAGACGGUGAGGCAGCAGCAGGGGCGGGAGGACAAGGACACCGCGAAGGACUGGGACACCAAAAGCCUGGAAAUGGAGGAUGAUGGGAAAUCGUUGGACAGUAGGGCAUGUUGUUCUCGACGCCGCAUCCUCUUCUUCCUCCUUCUGUUUGUGUGUGGUUUGUUUUUUUACGUCACAGACUUCAGCGCCGUUGCCCCCUACUGGAGCCCCCAUUGGUCACUCGAGUCCAACGGCUCCACACCAUGGCCUUCGCCCGUUGCCCACAAACCCGUUUAUCUGAACUUGACUGUGGCGCAGACCGCUGCUCUCAACACUCACAGACCCACAAAGAUGGCCGACAUCAGGUCAUCCACCACCGGCACUCCGUAUCCUUCGUCUGAGACUCAGCAGAACCCGGGCGGUCCGGCAGUUCCGUAUGUUUCUCCGGGUCCGUACCUGGUGGAGUAUCCAGCCCAGUAUCACUUCAUCAUCAACGAGCCGGUCAGGUGUCAGGACCUCCGGCCCUUCCUGGUCCUCAUGGUUCCUGUGGCGCCAAACAACAGGAAGCACCGCGACGCCAUCCGCCGGACGUGGGGCGGGCAGACCAUGGUCCUGGACAAGGCGGUGGCGCUGUUCUUCAUCCUGGGUCGUCAAACCGGAGUCCAGCUCGAAGACCAACUGCUGCAGGAGAGCCGGGACCACAGAGACCUAAUCCAGGCCGACUUCCUGGACUGUUAUAAGAACCUGACCAUCAAAACCAUGGUGAUGAUGGAGUGGCUCGACGCCCACUGCUCCGGCGCCUCCUACGCCAUGAAGAUUGACUCCGACAUGUUCCUGAACGUGGCCAAGCUGGUGUCCAUGCUGACCGACGCCCCCAGGACUGCCUACCUGAGCGGCCUGGUGGAGCGGGCGGCCGGCGUCCUCAGGCAGCGCAGCUCCAAGUGGUUCGUCCCGGUGCAGGUGUACCCCAGGGCCGCGUACCCACCUUACGCCCUGGGCCUGGGCUACGUCUUCUCCAUGGACCUGCCCAGGAAGCUGGUGGCGGCGUCCAGACAUGUCAAAGCUCUGUACAUCGAGGACGUUUACGUGGGCAUGUGCAUGGAGCACCUGGGCAUCCCUCUGACAAACCCGCCCCAGGGAGGGUACUUCCACGUGUUCCCCGUCAUGUACAGCCGCUGCGCCUACGCCAACCUGAUCGCCACCACACUGCAGGAACAUGACGACCUGGUGACAAUCUGGACAGACUUUGAAAGACCAGGGUCCAAGUGCUGAUGCAGGCCUUCAGCAUUGGACCGGGACGUUUAUUCUUCUCUGGGUUACGAUGGGAACAGGUCUGGAACAAGGCUCAUUAUUGGACAAUAUUUGCACUUGAUUAAACGUCUUCAGGUGAUGAUUUACAUAAACCUGGCUCCGCCCACUCAUUUAACCAAACAGUGUGAGCGGAGUCUCCGCCUUCAGACCACUAUGUAAACCCUGGGACAACAGGAGAUGGAUUCACUGUGGACGUUCUAUGACCACGAACACCAAUGUCCCAGUACUGGAGCUGGAUUAUUAUCAUUAUUAUUAUUAUUAUUAUUAUUAUUAUUAUUAUUAUUAUUAUUAUUAUUAAUAAAUGACCCUGAAGAAU